Molecule: messenger RNA, 525 nt
Organism: Ilyonectria robusta
Lineage: Eukaryota; Fungi; Ascomycota; Sordariomycetes; Hypocreales; Nectriaceae
Exons: 2
Coding region: 1-525 (174 amino acids)
Source: RefSeq, a predicted model, not a curated record
AUGCAGCUUAUAUCCGCUCUCGUCGUUGUCGGGCUAGCCUCCGCCUCCCCUCGGUCGGCCGAAAUGUCACCGGCGUUUCGACCUUUAGAGAGAGCCGCAGUGGGAGUCGUGGAUCGCCAGCUCCAUUAUCAGGCUUGCGAUGUAACUUAUGGUCAGGGAUAUAUCAAUUGCGUUAGUGAAGCUCACUGCUACAAUCCUGGCAUGGGGCAGGUUUGCUGCUCGAACGGAUGGCACUGUGACGCCGGUACUUACUGCAUCGACGGCUUCCGUUGCUGCCCGGAUGGAUACUCCCUCUCAAAAUGCCAAGCCACGGCAAGUUUGAGCGUUAUUGCGCCGCCGGCUACCGGAGAAGCCAGCAUGUCGACGAGUCCUCCGAAGGCUGCUCCAACUCCUGCGCCCAACGCCACCAUCACCACCACCACACCUUUGCCCACUCACGUCACUACCGCUGGCGCCGGAAAGAACGGGGAAUUUGGUGUCUUGGCUGCUAUAGGAGGUCUCGGUGCUCUCUUGUUGGCUGUGUGA